UCAGAUUCACGGCGAAGCCCCGCGUCGACGGCUAAUCGAGAAGAUUGUGAGACCGGUGAUGAACAUGAAGGAUGAUAAUAAUCAGUUAGGAGAAGUUGCUCGUACUCUGGUGGAGUUUCUGGAAGUAGCCAUCACAAUGAUUGUUUUCCUCAAAGGCUUUUACCCAUCUGCGGCGUUUGAAAGGAGGAGAUAUAUGAAUGUGGUGGUGCAAAGGGCAAGGCAUCCUGAGCUACGCGACUAUAUUCACUCUGCUGCUUCUGGUUUACUUCCUUUUAUCCAAAAGGGUCUUGUUGAAAGGGUAGCGGUCAUCUUUUUCAGUAAUGAUAAUGUUCCUGUGGAGAGGUUCAUCUUCAAGCUUACCAUUAACCUGUCUUCCGCUGCUUCAGUAGAGGAGAAUCAACUGGAAUUUGCGCUUAGGUCCUUCUUAGUCAAGCUUUCCGUUGCAAAACCCCUUGUCAAGCCUCUUCCUCCCAACUGUAGAUGGGAGGUAACGGCUUUUCUAAGGUCGCUUCCUGAAGUGGGUUCAAGUAAAGAAGGUGAGAUAUGGAUUCCAACAGAUACAAAGCAGUGGAUGAAACCGCCAGUUAUUACGCCCGUCAAGUCCCUGAACAGCGAACCACUCUGCUUGCAACUUUACUUGGAACACCCUAGUUUGUCUGAAACACAAUCUUGUCAAGCCCUGUGAUGUCUUAACUUACAGAUCUCGAUUGUAUGAAAUGCAUGAGCUUUAGGCCUCGGUGGACCCGUUUCUCGGUGGACCCGU
Messenger RNA from Brassica oleracea var. oleracea, 763 nucleotides. RefSeq names its product DNA polymerase zeta processivity subunit. Gene Ontology annotation, cellular component: zeta DNA polymerase complex. Bases 59 to 685 code for a protein of 208 amino acids. Lineage: Eukaryota; Viridiplantae; Streptophyta; Magnoliopsida; Brassicales; Brassicaceae. The record is from RefSeq and is a predicted model, not a curated record. The transcript is spliced from 5 exons.